Messenger RNA from Cantharellus anzutake, 1563 nucleotides. RefSeq lists its product as uncharacterized. Lineage: Eukaryota; Fungi; Basidiomycota; Agaricomycetes; Cantharellales; Hydnaceae. The transcript is spliced from 9 exons. Gene Ontology annotation, biological process: inositol catabolic process. Gene Ontology annotation, cellular component: cytoplasm. The record is from RefSeq and is a predicted model, not a curated record. The coding region runs from base 256 to 1248 and encodes 330 amino acids. Gene Ontology annotation, molecular function: iron ion binding; inositol oxygenase activity.
GGUCUGGCGGUCUUCAUGGGAAUAUUCCAAGCUUGACAGGGUUCUCCUCUAAUUAUUGCUUAAAUAGAGGCCCUUCUGGGCUCCUUUUCAGCAGCACCACAUCCCCUCCCCCUUUCCUGACCACCGCCUCUGCCGAUCCACUUCAUCCUUUGGGGCCCGAGUAGCAUUCCGAUUCGCGAGAGAGCUUGACCUCCCCCACAACCCACACACUCCCCGUUUUUUUUUCGUCGCUUUCAACGACUCAUUCCCGCCUCGAUGAUUCCCCUCGCUGACAAUAGUCAAGCCCCUUCCACCACCACCACCAUCAUGCGUUCACGAUCCGGGUCAUCUCUGGAACGUGUCUCCGAUGCAGUCGAUCAAGUGAACCUGCUCAAGAGCAAGCUGAACAAGACUGAACGCGUCGUCGUUGCCGACGCCAGUACUCAAGAAGAGUCGUCUUGGAAUACCCUCAGCACGUUUGAUUCUCAGAAGGAUAAGACUCAGUUUAGACAAUACGUCGAUGCCACCGAUACCGUCAAAGCCUUUUAUGCUGAACAACACACCAAACAAACCGUUGCAUUCAAUAUCGACGUUCGCGUCAAACACCGCAUACGUCCAAAAAUCAAAAUGUCCGUAUGGGAAGCUAUCGAGAAAUUGAAUACUUUGAUCGACGAGUCUGAUCCGGAUACUCAUUUGAGUCAAAUUGAGCAUUUGUUACAAACUGCCGAAGCCAUAAGGAGGGAUGGGAAACCGGAGUGGAUGCAAGUCGUCGGGUUAACUCACGACUUGGGCAAGUUGCUCUUUUUCCUAGGAUCACAGGGUCAAUGGGACGUCGUCGGAGAUACUUUUGUUGUCGGGUGCAAGUUUGACGAGCGAAUCAUUUAUCAUGACACCUUCGUUGCCAAUCCAGACUUCAACGAUCCAACUUUCUCAACAGUAAACGGGGUGUACACUCCUGGAUGCGGACUUGACAAUGUCAUGCUAAGUUAUGGUCACGACGAGUAUCUCUACCAAGUCUUCCGAGAGCAGAGUACCCUUCCCGAAGAAGGUCUCGCCAUGAUCCGAUAUCACAGUUUUUAUCCAUGGCACCGCGAGGGUGCUUACACUCACUUGAUGGAACCCCGAGAUUACAAAUACCUCGAAGCGGUCCGAGCAUUCAAUCCAUACGAUCUAUAUUCCAAAGCGGAUGCGCCUAUGCCCGUCGAGCAACUCAAACCUUAUUAUAUGGAAUUGAUCGAAAAGUUCUUCCCUUCGGUGUUGGAGUGGUAGCCCUGCUAUUCAUAUAUGGACGGGGGUCAGGGGGGGUUCUUUUUUUUCUUCGUUGAUUGAUUUUGUGCUGGACACACUUCCUUUGGGUCUCUCCGCAGCUGGAUACCCUAAUGUGUUUUGUGCCGGGGGGCAAACAGCAGAAAUAGGAGUCAUCUUUGGAUCUUGGAGCGUGUGUUGAUGGUGUUAUAUAGCUUAGCUUAGUUCAGAUGAGUAUAGGUAUAGUGGUACUGAUAGAGGUAUAUAGUUUGGUUUUGUCGAUCCUAUCACCAACCAAAGCCUGUUUUAACUUAAUAUAUACAUAGUCAAAAGGGAUUU